AUGGAUUCGUCAUGGCACCUCCUCCCGCAAGACCUACUAGACCUGCAAAUCGGCCAAAUCGACCUCCUCCUCGCAAUGUACCCAGACGACCUCACCCUCUCUGACACCGCGCACUCGACCCUCGCCCUGCUCCGUGACGACAGCGACGGAGAAAAAAGCCAAGAAGCCAUAAAAUCCAGCCCAAGCAUUUCCGCUACUUUGGACCUUUCCAUUUCGCCUCCGGAAACAGCCCCAUCAAGCAGCACACCGCAAACCCUGCGCUUACACCUCACCAUCCCAUUUACCUACCAGGACAUUCCGCCUACAGACCCGCCUGCAGUCAAAGUCCGCGUGCAACAACCAACCUGGCUCAGCAAAGCGCAAACAAUGCAUUUGACAGCAUCACUGCCAAACCCCUCCUCCCUCCUCGACACCCUCGACAUCAUCCUCGAAAAAGCCUCCUCGUACCUUUCCUCGCCUACCCCCUCCUCCCCUUCCCCCCCAACAUCAUCACCAGAACCGUUAGUACGAGCCUGGUUCCUCUUCCCCUCCAUCUCCACACGCUCCAAGCGCCUCGACCUAACCACGCACGCGCCCCGCUACUCGCUCACCGGCUUCCUCUUUGCCGGGAAACCCGGUUUGCUCUGUGUCGAAGGCGCAUCUGGCGAUAUCGACGCGUAUAUGCGGUUUAUCAAGACGGAGAGUUGGGGCGAUAUCCCGGCGUAUCAGAAGAAGGUGAGUGAGCGGUGGAGGGAGGUUGGGGUUAAAGGGAGGGUGUUUGAGGGUAUGAGCGAGAUUACGGAUCAAGUGGGGGAGAGGAGGGGGGAGAGGGGGAUGAGGGGGGAUAUGGGGGGGUUGGAGGAGUGGUUGGUUGGGCGGGGGGUGGGGGAGGCGUUUGCGAGGGUUUUGAUGUAG
Messenger RNA from Bipolaris victoriae FI3, 894 nucleotides. RefSeq lists its product as hypothetical. NCBI's taxonomy places the organism in Eukaryota, Fungi, Ascomycota, Dothideomycetes, Pleosporales, Pleosporaceae. The record is from RefSeq and is a predicted model, not a curated record. The coding region runs from base 1 to 894 and encodes 297 amino acids. The transcript has a single exon.